Spinacia oleracea (spinach) is the source of this 1098-nucleotide messenger RNA. RefSeq lists its product as uncharacterized. The record is from RefSeq and is a predicted model, not a curated record. The transcript has a single exon. NCBI's taxonomy places the organism in Eukaryota, Viridiplantae, Streptophyta, Magnoliopsida, Caryophyllales, Amaranthaceae. Bases 1 to 1098 code for a protein of 365 amino acids.
AUGGAUAAUGAUAGGAGUUGGAUGCAUAUACAAGGGUUGAGCAAUCGGCUACAACCAACUUAUCGAAAUGGUGUUAAAAAAUUUCUCGAUUUUUCUUUCAAAGACACAAUCCCUAAUACCGGGGCUAAGAAAUGGUGUCCUUGUUUGAAGUGUCGAAAUUACAUCGACCAUAAUCGAGAGACAAUGCGGGCUCAUCUUUUGCGAGUAGGAAUGGAGCCUGACUAUAAUCCGUGGAUAUUCCAUGGAGAAGAACAACUUGACAUGGGAAACAUGGAAAUGUCCGAGGAGGAAGGUGAUUUGUUUGAUGAUGAAGAUCCUCUCGUAUCCGAGGAGAUGGCUGCUUUGGUGCAUGAUGCCACAAAUGUAGUGCCCGAGAAUUUGAAUGAUAGAGAUGAAGAGGAUAAAGACCAUCCCGAAAUUCCUGAUAAGUUUUAUAGGUUAAUGAAAGAUGCAGAAGAAGAAUUAUUCCGGGGUUGUAAAACCUUUUCAAGGUUGGAGUUCAUCGUAACUCUCUUACAUCUCAAGGUUAGUGGACAUUGGCAUGAUAAGUCCUUUACUUUGCUGCUUAGUGCGUUACAUAAGGCCUUCAAUUAUGAUCCUAAAUUUCCAAAGAGCUCCCGUGAAGCCCAGAAGUACACAAAAGAUCUUGGGUUGAAUUAUGUGAAGAUCCAUGCUUGUGUAAAUCAUUGCAUUCAUUAUAGAAAGGAGUAUGAAAAUGCCGAUUCAUGCCCUACUUGUGAGGAGUCCAGAUGGAAAGAAGGUAGUGGUGAAUUUGAUGAUAGUGUCACAUUUUCGGAAUCUCAAGGGACCUCACAACGGAUUCCUAGAAUACCUCGUCUAGUUCUUCGUCAUUUUCCUUUAGUUCCUAGGCUUCAAAGGCUUUUUAUGUCUUCAAAAAUUGCUAAGCACAUGAGAUGGAAUAAGGAUAGGAAGCGAAUGGAUAAGGACGUAUUAAGGCAUCCAUAUGAUUCAAAGGCAUGGGAGAAGCUCGAUGAUUCAUUUCCUGAUUUUGCAGCAGAUCCACGUAAUGUGAGAUUAGGUCUUUCAACUGAUGGUUUCAAUCCUGGUGCACAUUUAGGCACUAAGUACAGUAUAUAG